This is a messenger RNA of Anolis sagrei ordinatus, 729 nucleotides long. Lineage: Eukaryota; Metazoa; Chordata; Lepidosauria; Squamata; Anolidae. The record is from RefSeq and is a predicted model, not a curated record.
AUGGAGUGCCCACGAGCUCCAGUUCUUUCCCCAAAUCCUCAGCAUUCCUUUUACAUCGCGGGAGACGAAGUUACCCUGAACUGCGCAGCUCCUGAAGGACAAGUUGUAGCGGGAUACAGAUUCUUCCAGGAGAAACAUGACCAGAAACUACUCUUCUUUGAAGGACAGAAACCCCACAAAGACAUACAAGUGGAUGAAAAUGUUGCUGGACAGUUUGCCUGCAGGUACUGGAUUCUGACUUCAGAAGGGAGGCAAAUUCAGUCCCUGGAAAGUAACACUGCCCCCAUAGUGGUGAAAGCUCAUCCUCCAAUUCCAGAACUGAAGAUAGAUCCUCCAUCUGGAGUACUACUAGAAGGGGAAAUCCUACUUAUCACUUGCUUGUCCAUUGGGAACCAUACGGAGAAACGUUUCCAUUUCUUCAAGGAUGGAGCUGAAAUUGGGCACACCAAGCAGGGGUCUCUGAAAUAUUCCGAAGGACAUGGAGGUGCCUCUUCCAAGGUCUUUCUGAGCAUCUGCCUACAAGCCCAACCCAACCUAACAGGGGAAUAUACUUGCAGGUAUGAAGAAAGCUUGAGUGGCAGGUGGAUCAUGUCUCCUUGGAGCCAGAAGGUCAAGGUCACAGGUUUCUCAGGGGUGAUCUCUCUCUGGGGCUUGGAGGACCUUCUGGACCAUCUGGAUCCACUCCAAAACUGGUGGUCAUCACUGUACCCCAAUAGGAACCAGAAGUGA